AUGGACUUCUCACAAUUCAACGGUGCCGAACAAGCUCAUAUGACAAAGGUCAUUGAGAAGAAGCAGAUGCAAGAUUUCAUGAAACUCUAUUCGGGAUUGGUAGAAAAGUGCUUUAACGCUUGUGCUCAGGAUUUCACCUCGAAAGCAUUGACUACGAACGAGUCAACAUGCGUUCAAAAUUGUACAGAUAAAUUCUUGAAACAUUCCGAACGGGUUGGUGCAAGGUUUGCUGAACAUAAUGCUGGUGAGUGUGUUUAG
Messenger RNA from Kwoniella mangroviensis CBS 8507, 258 nucleotides. RefSeq names its product mitochondrial import inner membrane translocase subunit TIM9. The transcript is spliced from 3 exons. Lineage: Eukaryota; Fungi; Basidiomycota; Tremellomycetes; Tremellales; Cryptococcaceae. Bases 1 to 258 code for a protein of 85 amino acids. The record is from RefSeq and is a predicted model, not a curated record.